Molecule: messenger RNA, 3001 nt
Organism: Melitaea cinxia (Glanville fritillary)
Lineage: Eukaryota; Metazoa; Arthropoda; Insecta; Lepidoptera; Nymphalidae
Gene: mus301
Product: helicase POLQ-like
Exons: 16
Coding region: 1-2937 (978 amino acids)
Molecular function (GO): nucleic acid binding; ATP binding
Source: RefSeq, a predicted model, not a curated record
AUGAGUUCUAAUAGUCGAGUACUUUCUGAAAACGUCACACCAAAGCGACGUCGGCUCGGUAUACGAAAAACUAGACCUACACCAGUUAAAACAAAAAAUUCGCCUUUUGUAAAUAGUACACCAACACAUUUGCGGCUUUCUAAUAUAAGCAAAUGUGAGUCUCCACCACUGCCAUGCAAUCAAGUGCAAUACUUAUCAGCAUCACCUAGUAACAGCUCUGUAACCAGCGAGAUACCAGGUUCACCAGGCGUUUUUGAAACUUGCUUUUUUAAGGAUGUAGAAAAUUGGGAUUCAUUUAUAGCUUCUAAGAAUAAAGAAAAUGCCCUAAUGAACUGUACAGAGGAGUUCGAUAGUGAAUUUGAAUCAAAGUUUGAACAAAAAUAUAGUCAAAAUCAGGACUGUAGCAUUCUUACGACGAAUUGUGAAAAAUUAUUCAGAGAUGAGAUUGAAGAGACUUUUAAUGCAUUUAAUCAAUCUAUAGCUAAUAUUAAUAAUGAUAUUCGUAACUGUGAUAAUAGUGCUUUGUUUGAAACUAAAGACUCAUUUUUACUAGAUAUACGAGAAAGUGGAAUUGUAGCUAACAACAAAGAUGAAAUAAUCAAAUCUAAAAAGAAUCAAGUUAAUGUAACUCAAAAUAAUUUUUAUGGUUUACCAAUGAUUGUCAAGGGAUUAUUUAAAACUUACAGAAAUAUUGAAAAGUUUUAUGAUUGGCAAGAAGAAUGUCUAAAUUUAGGUGCAAUAAAGGAAAGACGUAACUUGAUAUACGCCUUACCCACAAGUGGAGGUAAAACCUUAGUAGCAGAAGUGCUAAUGUUAAGGGAGGUGUUAAACAGGAAGAAAAAUGCACUGUUUAUACUACCGUUUGUUGCUAUAGUACAGGAAAAAAUCUGGUCCUUAGCUCCAUUUGCACUGCAAUUAGAAUUCCUACUAGAAGAGUACGCGGCUGGUAAGGGUCACAUACCGCCUAAGAGGAGACGAAAAAAGAACAGUAUUUACAUUGCUACGAUAGAAAAAGGGCUAGCCUUGAUCAGAAGUUUGAUUGAGUUGGACCGACUAGAUGAGAUCGGUUUGAUUGUUGUUGAUGAAUUGCAUCUAAUCGGAGAGGCGGGACGUGGUGGUACACUCGAAAUGUUACUGACUACUGUUAUAUUUGCUAAUAAGGGUAUACAGAUCGUGGGGAUGAGUGCCACCAUUGGUAAUCUACCGGAUAUAGCAAAGUUUUUAAACGCAGAUAUAUACGAGAAACAGUUUCGGCCAGUUGAGUUGACUGAGUAUGUGAAACUUGGUAAUAUGUUAUAUAAAAUUGUUUGGGGAAUGGAAGGUAUGGAGAUCGUGCCAGACAGGGAACUAUCUUUUGAUUAUUCAGCGGCAGGCAGUGCCCUAGAUCCGGAUGCGUUGGGGGGUCUCGUAGCGGAAGUAGUUCCAGGGGCUUCGUGUCUAGUGUUCUGUCCUACCAAGCGUAACUGCGAAAAUGUGGCAGCCCUACUCUGCAAGUUACAGAGGAAGGAAAUGACGAAUCACCGCGUACAAGAACGCCUCGCGUUACAAAAGGCCCUGAAAGGGGAAGGCGCGGCCGGUGAACUUCUGAACUGUGUUCGCUUCGGAGUGGCCUUCCAUCACGCCGGGCUGGCGGGAGAGGAGAGAGGGCUGCUGGAGCAGGCCUACAGGUCUGGCGUUAUAUCGGUGAUAUGUUGCACGUCCACUCUGGCUGCGGGGGUGAACUUGCCAGCUAAGAGGGUGAUAAUCCGCGCUCCUUUGGUUGGCAGAGAGUUCAUAACCCUGGGAGCGUAUAAACAAAUGGUUGGCCGCGCUGGUAGAGCUGGAGUGUGUGAAGCGGGUGAGAGCGUAGCGGUGUGCAGUGCGGGCGAGUGGGCGCGGCUGCGCGCCGUGCUGGCGGGCGGGCUGGCGGCGGCGCGCAGCGCGCUGCGGCCCGCGGCGCUGCUGCUGGGCGGCGCGGCGCUGCGCCUCGCCGCCUCGCGCGCGCGCCUGCGGGCGCUGCUGGCCGCCGCGCUGCUGGCCGUCGCGCCGCCGCUCGCGUCAGUGCAGCCGUCAGUAGACAUCGACCAAGUAUGCGACGAGUCCAUACGUUCGCUCGUCGAGAGCGGUGCUUUAGAAGUGGUGGGUGGUGGGAGUAUAGACACUAUGGACGAUGACACCGAAUUUGCUGUCAGCAAACUUGGGAAUGCUGCUAUUAAAGGAUGUAUGGAACUAAACGUUGCUAAAAGGUUCUUAAAAGAUUUGGAAGUGGCGUCAAGAAGUUUAGUACUAAUGGACAGUUUACAUCUAUUGUACUUGGUAACACCGCACGACUCCGGCAUAAAACCUGACUAUCGACAUUAUUAUUCACUGUAUUGUGAAUUGGAUGAAGAGGGUGUCCAAACAGCGAAAGUAUUGGGGAUAACAGAAGUGAACGCUAUUCGUAUGAUGACUGGGAAACCUAUCACUAACGUUCCAGAGAGUGUUCUUUGUCGAUUUUAUAUCGCGUUGAUGUUAAGAGAUCUUUGGAGACAGAUGCCGUUUCCUGCAGUCGCUGAAAAGUACGGCGUGUCGCGAGGCGUGCUGCAGGGCGUGAUGUCGUCGUCGUCGUCCCAGGCGGCGAGCGCGGCGCGCCUGUGCGACGAGCUGUCGCUGUGGAGCUUCCGCGCGCUGCUGGAGCCGCUGGCGGCGCGCCUGCAGCACUGCGCCGCGCCCGCGCUCGAGGGCCUGCUGGCGCUGCCCGCCGUGAGGAAGGCCCGAGCGAUGCAGUUACUACGCGCGGGAUAUAAACGUAUCGAGGACAUCGCCAAAGCGUCCGUGGACGAGUUGACAUCCUCAAUUAAUCAUCUCUCGAGGACCGCUGCUGAUCAUCUCAUCAGCUCUGCUAGGAUGAUGCUUAUAGAAAAAGUAGAAAAUUUGAGAGCCGAGGCUGAAGAUGUAAUGGAAGAUUUGAAAACAUGAAAUAACCAUAUAAAACCACGAAAAUAAAUUUAUUAAGUAAUGAGUUAAUCGUCAAAAAAUAAAA